AUGACUGAUGACCUCCAGAAUGUCUUGAUACCUAGUGACAGUCGGGGCAGCCAUAGAUAUCUUAGAGAAACCCAGGAAGCAUUAGGAGGUGCCAGAAAUGGUGGAUUUCUGGGAAAGAAUAGAAGUGAGAACAAGUGUAAAGAUGGAAAAGAGAGACUUCAAGAACAAGUUUUAGGAGAUGAAUGGUAUCUCUGCUAUGUAACUCUCCGCAGCCUUGGUGCAUCAGCUGGGCCGGAAUGGGCCAUGUAUCCUUUCCCCUAUUUGGCAGCAACCCCAGUAGAUACACCUAAGAACAGCACAGUGUACCAAAUGAAGGCCCACCUUCUCAACUGGGGCACCUCCGAUCAGGGGACAGUUGAGUAUCUUCUUAUUGAAGGGGGUGAAGAUCGAUUUGAAGUUGACAAAAACACGGGUGCAAUCAGAACAACCGGCCUUCCUCUUCAGAAGAAUAAAGAAUAUGUACUUACCGUUCAAGCAGCUGACAGGCAGGGCAACAAAGGUUCCUAUGCAUCUAUCUAUGUUUUAGUCGGCUCCAGACCCCCGCAGUUCUCCAGCUCAUCUUACAGUGUGUCUGUUCCAGAGAACACCCCACCAGGACAAAUAAUUGCUAUGGCCAAGGCCAUCUCCUUCCAGAAGAAAGUUCUCUCUUACACCUUGCUCAUUAAUCCCAGCAGUCUGUUCACUAUUAACCAGGACAGUGGUGAGCUCAGCCUGACUCACAGUAUGGACUACGAGAGUGAACACCAUCUAUACCACCUACUGGUCAAGGUUGCAGAGGCUGGCACUGGACUCAGCAGUGUGGCUGAGGUGAUGAUUCAAAUCACUGAUGAAAAUGAUUGCACACCAGAAUUCCUACAGUCCAUCUAUACCCGGGACAACAUCCCUGAAACUAUCCCCAUCAGCACAUCUUUAUUACAAGUGUUGGCAAAAGACUGUGAUUCUGGCUCCAAUGCGGAGAUUUCCUACUCCAUCCAAAGCUCAGACUUCUCCAUUACACCGCAAGGAGUCAUCAGUCCAAAAAAGCAGCUGGACUAUGAGAGAGCCAAUCACAUCUAUGAGUUUGCUGUUGUGGCUGUGGAUAACGGACACCCUCCACGAACAGGAAUGGCAUCUGUGCGGAUUCGGAUGACAAAUGUGAACGAUGAGGCACCAGUAUUCUCACAGAAUGUUUACAAAACCUUCUUGUCAGAAGAUGCUGGCCCAAAUACCCUAGUGGCCAUUGUUCAUGCCAAGGAUCCAGAUGGCGAUAGUGUCAGUUAUAAAAUCAAUGGAGGCAAUGAGGAAGGAAACUUUGAAAUGGACAGCCACAACGGUAUCAUCAGAUUGCGUAAAAUCCCUCUUCCCAGCCUGCAUGGUCCUCAGUAUAUACUGAACAUCACAGCAACAGAUGACAAUUCAUCAGGGGGACCUAGACCUCUCAGCAGGUCGGCUCAGGUCAUUGUGGGAAUCAAUGACAUCAACAACAACAAACCUGUGUUCAAAGAGUGCACUAAAUAUAGCGAGAACACAUGGGUCCUAGAAAACCAGCCUCCAGGUACCGUUGUACUCCAGGUUGAGGCCUCUGAUGCUGACCUUGGGCUGAAUGGAGAAAUAAAAUACGGAAUUAUGCAUCGCGAAGGAGUUACACCAGGUUUCACGAUUCAUCCUGAGACUGGAGUCAUCACCACCACUCAAAGCUUUGAUCGGGAGAAGCAACGUGAAUACACUGUGUCAGUAACAGCUACAGACCAGGCCCAAGAACCCCUGAUCGGUGUAUGCCAAAUUACUGUCUACAUUGCUGAUGUAAACGACAAUGAUCCUAAAUUCGAGAAUAGUCGCUAUCAAUAUUUUUUACGAGAAGACACAGCAGUUGGAACAAGUUUUUUGAGAGCUGCGGCUCACGAUGAUGACCAAGGGACAAAUGCAAUUGUUACAUAUUCCUUAUCAAGUCAGCAACCAGCCUACCUUCAGAUCCAUCCAAGCACUGGCUGGAUAUAUGUGAAUCACCCUAUCUCCCAGACUUCUCGUAUUGGCCAAAAUAUCAUUGCAACUGAUGGGGGCAAUCGCAGCAGCUCAGUGGAGCUAACUGUAACCAUCACAAACGUUUACAACCAGCCACCCCAGUGGGACAAAGCAGAGUAUUAUGUGAUCAUUGCAGAGAAUACCAUUCGAGACUCCAAGGUUGUGACAAUUAAAGCAACAUCUCCACUGGGUGAUCCAAGAGUGACAUAUAAUCUAGAAGAGGGUCAGGUUCCAGAAACCAAUAUGCCAGUUCGAUUCUACCUCAAGCCAAAUAGAGGUGAUGGGUCAGCAUCUAUCCUAGUUGCUGAACCACUAGAUUUUGAGACAACAAACUUUUUCACUUUGAGGGUCCGUGCAGAAAAUGUGGCGGCUGUUCCAUUAGCAUCCUUCACCACAGUAUUCAUAAACAUAACAGAUGUGAAUGACAAUGUUCCAUUCUUUACAUCUUCCAUAUAUGAGGCCACAAUACCUGAAGGAGCAGAUCACGGCACUGCAGUCGUACAGGUGUCAGCCACAGACCAAGACUCUGGCCUUCAUGGAAAGGUUCAUUAUCUUAUUUUGAAAGACCCAAGUCAUGAUCAUCAGUUCUUCAGUAUUAACCAAGAAACGGGAAUGGUUUAUACCAGAACGUCAUUUGACAGAGAACGCAAAGGCUCAUACUUAAUAGAGGUCCAGUCUCAGGACAGCUCGGAAUCAGCCCGACCCGGCAUGAAUGGACAGUAUAAUUCUGAUACGGCAUAUGUAAGAGUUUUUGUAAGUGAUGUUAAUGACAAUGCACCGGUGUUCCCACUUGCGACGUAUGAAUCGAGUGUUGAGGAGGGUAAAGACGUUGGCUCUGUUGUUCUCACGGUUACAGCUAAUGAUGAGGAUGAAGGGGCAAAUGCAAAACUACGGUAUCAGAUCACAUCAGGAAACGUGAAAGGUGCAUUUGACAUAGAACCUGAAGUUGGAACAAUCGUCAUAGCUCAGCAGCUGAACUAUGAAGAGGUACAACGCUAUGAGCUCGGCCUUGUUGCUUCAGAUGGAAAAUGGGAGAACCAGACUACCGUUAUCAUUAAUGUGAUCAACAAAAAUGAUGAGGCGCCAGUGUUUAGCCGCAGUGAAUACCACACCAGUGUCUUAGAGGAGUUACAUGAUCUUCCCGCCUUCAUUUCACAGGUGACCGCUACUGACCCAGACCAAGAAGCUGAUCAGAGUGCUGUGAGGUACAGUCUCCAUGGACAGGGUUCUAACACUGAGUUUACCAUUGAUGAGUUAACUGGGAUGAUCUAUGUGCAAAAGAAGCUUGACCGCGAAGAACGCUCUGCCUGGCGUUUCCUUGUUUUAGCUACAGAUGAGAAUGGAGAAGGACUUACUGGUUUUGCAGAUGUCAUUGUGGACGUAGUGGAUGUUAAUGAUAAUUCUCCCAUGUUCCUCUGUGUAUCAGAUGGCUGCUUCACUGGUUAUGUAUCAGAAGAUUCGCCAGCAGAUACUUCAGUCAUGGAGAUUACUGCAGUCGACCUUGAUGACCCCAAAACUGGAAAGAAUGCUAUCAUAACAUAUCAGAUCAUCCAGAAUGUUCGAAAUGAGAUUAAUCUUAAUUUGUUUUCUAUCAACCCAUCUACUGGAACCAUUUAUACUGUGCUUGGGUCCUUAGACAGAGAAAGGCAAGAGAAGUAUUUGGUGGUAGUGGAAGCCAAAGAUGGAGGAGGUCUCACCGGAACAGGAACAGCAACCGUUGUAGUUUUAGACGUCAAUGAUCAUGGCCCAAUCUUUGCCCAAGACUUGUUCAUUACCUCACUUCCUGAAAAUGCAGAAAUCAACAGCGAAGUCCUUGCAAUAUCUGUCAGUGAUGCAGAUGCAGGCGAGAAUGCCAUGGUGACCUUCAGCAUUGUGGCUGGAGAUGAAAACCGCAAAUUUUUUAUUGAGACAGACAAGACUGGCAGACAUGGUUUGAUUCGCUUGAAGAAGAAAAUUGAUUUUGAGAAACCACAUGAAAGAAGAUUCAAUCUGACAAUCAAAGCAGAAGAUAUUGAUUUUUCUAGCUUGGCUUACUGCAUUGUUGAAGUGGAGGAUUGCAAUGACCAUGCACCAGUCUUUUUUCCCCAGUUUUAUGAGUCUUCUGUAGUCCUCGAAGAUGUCCCUCUGGGCACUAAGGUCAUCCAAGUCACAGCUGUAGAUUUAGAUUCAUCACAAAAUGGAAUGCUUUCCUAUAGUAUCGCCCCUGAGUCUGAUCCCCAGGGGCAGUUCACAGUGGAUAACAGUGGUUGGGUGAAGGUAGCAGGAGCACUUGACCGUGAGUUACUACCAGAACACCACCUAAAUGUACUUGCUACUGACAUGGGAAGUCCAUCACUCACUGGUAGUACUGCUGUUCUUGUUAUUCUGCAAGACAUAAAUGACAAUGGCCCAGAGUUCGAGAUGCAGUAUAGUCCAAUUGUUUGGGAAAAUACUAAUGCUCCUCAGCUGGUUUGGAUCAAUGAAACCUCAUCACUGAUGUAUGCGAAGGACAGAGACACCACAGCAAAUGGCCCACCCUUCUCUUUCCAGAUGUUGCUUGAUGCCGAACAUAAUGCUAAUUUUGUGUUGACGGAUUUUGGAAAUGGAAGUGCUUCACUCACUGCUCUUCAUGUUUUUGAUAGGGAGGAGCAUAAAUUUUUUCACUUGUCUGUCAUCAUUACUGACAGUGGGGAUCCUCCCAUGACAUCCACUUGCACCCUAACUGUCAGUGUAGGAGAUAAGAAUGACCACCCGCAUUCAUCAGGCCACACAGAAUUCAUUGUCUACAGCUACAAAGGCAUUUUACCUACGACUGUUCUGGGAAAGGUUCACGCACCGGAUCGUGAUGAAUGGGAUGAGAAGAAAUAUCACAUUGUGGGGAAAUUGUCAAGGCAUUUUAUUUUAAAUAAAACUUCUGGAGAAUUCACUAUCAAAGAAGGUAUAACCCCUGGAAUAUACCACUUCAAGGUCCGGGUGUCUGAUGGGAUUUGGCCUGAUGUGGUUUCUACAGUGAAGAUCACAGUACAUUGUAUGGGGGAAGAAGCCAUUUCGAACGCCGGGUCUAUAAGAAUGGAAAAUAUUACUGCAGAGGAGUUCCUCUCACAGCCUCCUGAUGGAGACAACAAGUACACCAAACUGAGGAAGCUAUUGUCUGAGGUCAUUCCAGCGCAGCCAGAGCAUGUUCACAUAUUCAGCAUCGGGAAUGGGAAGGGUCGUGUGAGGGAAAUGAAGGUCUGGUACGCAGCUCAUGGAUCGCCCUAUUACAAGGCAGACAAACUCAAUGGGAACGUGGCUGCACACAAAACAAGGAUUGAAGCCAUCUUGGGUGUUAACAUCACACAGAUCAGUAUUGAUGAUUGUAUGAACGUGGACUGUCGGCACACAGCAGGAUGUUGGAGCAGCACCAGUUUUGAUCAUGUUCCAACAAUAAUAACUGCUGGAAGUGUUUCCAUGGUUUCUUUAACAGCAUCAACCAACACACAAUGCUACUGCAGAGCUCGAGAGGACCAGCAUCUUCCCUGCAGCUCCUACUCUACCAACCCAUGUUUGAAUGGGGGCACCUGCAUUGAUUCUGACUAUGGCUACAGGUGCAGGUGUCCUCCUCUGUUUGAAGGUCCCGAGUGCCAGCAGACAAAACACACUUUCAGAGGAGGGGGUUAUGCCUGGUUUCCUCCCUUGAAGCCUUGCUUUGAGAGCCGCAUCUCUUUGGAGUUUAUCACUGAAGUUCCCAAUGGUCUUCUCUUUUAUAAUGGGCCAAUGACAAAAAUGCAGUUUGGGGAUUCUGAGGAUUUUAUUGCCUUAGAACUUAAGAAUGGAGUACCAUCUCUGAAACUGAAUCAGGGCUCAGGAUCUCUGCUCCUCCAAUUACCACCAACAGUUAAUGCAGCAGAUCGUCGCUGGCACAGGAUAGAUAUAAAAAAUAACGGCAAGGUUGUAUACCUGACUCUUGACCACUGUUCUGCUGCUUCUAUGAAGGAGAGCGAAGGGAACAAGGCAGGAUGGAAUGAGUUUAACCGACUGAUGUGUGAAGUAUCUGGGAGAACACCAGGAAAUGAGAGGUUCCUUAAUGUGUACCAACCCCUACAACUAGGGGGUGUGAAGGAGAUACAGGCUCACCAUGACUCAAAACUAUUUUUCGAGGGAUUUGUAGGUUGCAUAAGGAAUCUAGCUAUUGAUAGCAUGAUCUAUGACUUAGGGAGCCCUGCUGAGUCCCUCAAUGGUGCCCCAGGCUGUGCACUGACUGACGAGGUAUGUCAGAGUACUGGCAAACUGUCCUGUGGUGAGAAUGGUGCAUGCCUUGGUGAGUGGGGAUCGUUCAGCUGUGACUGUCAUCCAGGGUAUGCUGGGCACAACUGCGAGAAAGCCCUCCCAGAGUGGUCCUUUGAAAAAGACAGCCUCAUUCAGUACCAGCUGACAGGAUCUCUUAACCCCAGCACAGUACGGGCACAGCUCAUGGUACGAACCCGAGCGCCAUUUGGUACCCUCCUGAGUAUGACAGCAAAAGAAAGGAGAGAGUAUAUUUUACUAGAGGUUGUUGAUGGGCAUUUUGGUGUUCGAUUUAACCUUGGUGAUGGGGAGCAGUCUCUGAGACUACGAACAGUACGCGUAGACAAUGGAAUCUGGGUCCCACUGAGUAUGGAGCUCUAUAGCAAUGAGCUUACCUUGCGUCUUGACAACGGAGGAGGAGACCGUGAAGUGACCUCUACUUUGAGCACCCACCGACAGCCUGCAAUAGACCUGUCAAGCAUGGCACUUGGCAACAACCUUCCUGACCGCUCACAGACAGAUUUCCAAGGAUGUAUGAGGGAUGUUCGUGUGAAUGGUCACUUGCUCUUUAUGGAUGAGAAGAACACAGAAUUUGCAGCCAUCGUUGACCAACGAGGCAUUACUCCUGGCUGUCAAUCUGAUGCCUGUAAUAUGAAGCCCUGUCACAGCCCCUUUCUUUGCGUUGAUCUGUGGAGGAAGUACGAGUGCAGGUGUCCAGCUGGAACAGUGGCUGCAGUGGAAGAGCUCACAAGUCAGAAACAUUGUGCACCUUCUCCAUGUGGACAGUGGAGUUGUAGGAACCGUGGUACAUGUGUGGCUCUGUCACCAGAAAAAUUUGUCUGCCACUGCAUGGAAGGGUUUCGAGGACAGUGGUGUGAGAUGAGCCAAGUAAAAGCAUUGAAGAACGCAGGGCUCAGUUCCAGCUCCAUUUUGGCCAUCAGCAUGUGUCUUCUGGUCUUUUUAGCCCUUUUAGUUGCUUUCACUGUCUGGAGCCAGUGGGGAAGGGCAAAGUUCCAGAAGGGUGGCGUUUACCACAUCCCUGUGGAGCACGAAAGCUGGGAGGACAUCAGAGAAAAUGUCUUAAACUAUGAUGAAGAAGGCGGAGGUGAGCAGGACCAGAAUGGAUAUGAUAUUAGUGAGCUGAAGAGACCUCUGCAUGCGAGCCUGUCCCAGUCUUCCUCGGGGACUACUGCCCCACUUCUUAAAUCAUCACCAAGUUCUGAGGUAGAGACACUGUCACCUCUGAAGGAACCUCCACCACCACCAGAAGCAGCCCCGAGCAGCAGCUUAGAUUAUAAAGCCUAUGUGUCCCGCAUUAUAUGGGAAGCAGACAACGAUCCUCAAGCUUUUCCACUAGACAGCAUUCAUACCUACUGCCUAGAAGGCCUAGGAUCACUGGCUGGGAGUCUUAGUUCACUGGAUUCCUCUUCUCUAGAUGAAGACUUAAAUUAUGAUUACCUCAGGGACUGGGGCUCAAAGUUUGAUAAACUUAGAGAACUCUACAUUUCCACAGAUGACGAAAUGGAGCAAAAGAGCUGAAACUAUUUUGCUGGAUGUGCUCCAAAGAAAAGCAAGCUACAAUCCUUUUUUAAUGUUUCUGAUGUAAAACAUCUAUGUUUGUAAAAGAUAAAAGUAUUUUUACUUUUUGGAAUACAAAUGUUUCUUACUGUACCAGUUUAAAACAAGAUUUGCCAAAACAAACAUUUUUAAAGCCUUUAAAUGUCUUACAGCCACACAAGUCAAGUGACAAUCAGAAUUAAAAUGUUUACUUAGUAAUAUAAAGACUAAUAUUUUAAAAGCU
Messenger RNA from Protopterus annectens (West African lungfish), 8047 nucleotides. Its product is annotated as neural-cadherin-like. The record is from RefSeq and is a predicted model, not a curated record. Gene Ontology annotation, molecular function: cadherin binding; calcium ion binding. Gene Ontology annotation, cellular component: catenin complex; plasma membrane; adherens junction. The transcript is spliced from 33 exons. Lineage: Eukaryota; Metazoa; Chordata; Ceratodontiformes; Protopteridae. Gene Ontology annotation, biological process: adherens junction organization; homophilic cell-cell adhesion; cell morphogenesis. Bases 1 to 7785 code for a protein of 2594 amino acids.